AUGGCUGCCCUGCGCAGGCUGCUACAGUCGCUCGCUAACAGGUCUAAGUCAGGGACGUUCACGGCGCGGAAACAGCAAACAGCGUCGAAGGCGACAAGAGCGCUGAAAGUUAUCGCCGGCGGAGGGUGUAUCACCGCCGCGGCCGGCGCUGCUUAUUUCUGCCGGACGCCUGUCGACAGGCGCCGCGAACUGAGGAGCCACGUCGAGGCUCGACUCUUUCAUCUGGCGCUGCCAUCAGUUUCUGCCUCCGACAAGGCCAAGACCUAUGGCCUGGAUGAUGGAGACGUGUACAUGUCGUCUUAUGAAAACAGAUUUCGCCUGUUCAGUACGGUGGAGCACGAGGGCCAGCUCUACAUGACGCCACUCAACUUCAUCGAGUCCAUCAGUUUGAAUGAACCCAAGAGUAGGAGAGCUCGGAAGUCCCUGACAAAAAAGGAAUUAGACAAGAUGCUGUCUGAUACCCCGCCUGUUUGGAAAGGAUCAUCUAAUUUGUUUAGAAAUCUUCGUGAACGAGGUGUCAUCAGUUACACAGAGUAUCUCUUCCUGCUCUGCAUUUUAACAAAGCCCCAUGCAGGCUUCAGGAUUGCUUUCAACAUGUUUGAUGCAGAUGGGAAUGAAAUGGUGGACAAAAGGGAGUUCUUAGUGCUGGAAGAAAUUUUCCGUAAGAAAAAGGACAGAAAGGAAGUUGCUGAUGAUGUGCAAAGAUUUGACCUGCAGAGCCUGCAGCUGUACGGUCAUAACAAAUCCCAGCCGCACAGUGUUCUUAAAAAAGAUAGUCAGCAUGUGGAGGCCCGCGGCAUGUGGGACGUUCUCAGACGUGGCACAAGUCAAGUUCUGUUUUCUGAUCUCGCUGAGCACGUGGAUGAGAGAACAGAGACAACCCUGCUGGUGCAUUUCUUUGGGAAAAAAGGCAAAGCUGAGUUGAAGUUUGAAGAUUUUUACAAGUUCAUGGACAACCUGCAGACAGAGGUGCUUGAGAUAGAGUUCCUCUCCUACUCCAAAGGCCUGCCCACCAUCAGCGAGGAAGACUUUGCACAGAUCCUCCUUCGCUACACCAGCGUGGACGACGUCAGCGGGUAUUUGGAGAACGUGCGCCACAGCAUGCCGGACGAAAAGGGAAUCACCUUUGAGGAGUUCAGGUCCUUCUUCCAGUUCCUUAACAACCUGGAGGACUUUACCAUUGCCAUGCAAAUGUACAACUUCGCCAACCGCUCCAUUGGCCAAGAGGAGUUUACCCGUGCCGUCUACGUGGCUACAGACAUCAAGCUGACCCGCCACUUGGUCAACACAGUCUUCAAGAUCUUCGACGAGGAUCACGACGAUAAACUCAGCCACAAGGAGUUUAUCGGUGUCAUGAAGGACCGGCUGCACCGCGGCGGUGGGGGUGUCAGAGUGGAGGAGAAGUUCACCUCUUUUAAGUCCUGCAUGAAGAAGGAGCUGUCAGGGAAAUAGGUGAAAUCCCAUCAUCAGUGCAUGUUUUACAAACUGGACGAGCUGUGCCUCCGCGGUGCUCUCUACAGGACAGAAGGGUUCAUGCAUGUUGCAGCGUCUUAUUGCACUGUGUCAGAAGUUUUCAAAUAAACACAAACAGGAUGUGGUCAGCCUAAUGGGAAGCUGUUGCAAGUGGUCAGACAAACAUGAAUGACCUAGCAAGAAAUUACAUGUACUCAGUGUUGCAGGACUCUAAAUUUGACUAACUUGUCUAACUGCUUCUGCUGCUCAGAAGAUAUUGAACUAUUGAUUCACCUAAUUGUAAAUAUAUUUAUCACUUUAUGAUUGCUAACUACCUGAUUUUAUUUAUUCAUCUAAAAGUCCAUUGUUGUCUUAUUGCUGCUCUCCCUGUGUGUAUCCUUCCAUUUGAUUCUCCUUUUUGUCCUGAGCCUGUUUCUGUACGGCAGCAUUAUUGCUUUCAUACUUUGUCCUUCUAUUGGCUCUGCAGCCCCCUGCACAGAUCAGCUUAGAACAGCACCUCCCCUCCUUCCGAUCCUCCUCCCUGUCCUCCUCCUCCUCUCUCCCAAAGCGCUGCAGCUAAAAUCCUCCAGGAUCCCUCAGAGCCAGCAGGCCUGAACAAACUCACUCAGUCUGUGUCUUUUUCACUGUUUAACUACAGGCAGCUAGCAGUGUUAAUCAUUUCUUGGCUAGUAAAGACAAGUGUUAUUUUAAUGCCACUGGCAGGGAAGACCUCUUUAAACAUAAAUAUGCAGAAUAUUGAAGCCAUAUGUUUGUUCCACUCUUGGGACACUCAGCUUGAAUUAUUGUUGGUUUUAGAGGAGCAAUAUAUUAAAAUGACUGUCCCUUUAGGCUCCGUGAGGAAGACUUUACACUAUAUCUUCUUUAUAGAAAUCCUCUCUUGUCCUACUGUACUCUAUGUUACUGAGGAAUUCUACAUGAAUGUUGUUCCUGCUAUAAUGUUUGCUUUGGGUGGAGUUCUGUACUGCAAAAAGAAUGACUGAAGAUCAACAUGUUACAUGCUGCACCACACUAAUGGAUUUGUAUUUCAGACUACUUUCUGUUUUGGUGUUGGAUGUUUGAUUUAGUUAGACUACCUCUUAAAGAGUUUAAGCAACUUCCGGCCAUAUAUUCUUUCAAGUCAGGCCUUGACUGUUACACUGAUGUUACG
Molecule: messenger RNA, 2620 nt
Organism: Chelmon rostratus (copperband butterflyfish)
Lineage: Eukaryota; Metazoa; Chordata; Actinopteri; Chaetodontiformes; Chaetodontidae
Gene: micu3b
Product: mitochondrial calcium uptake family, member 3b
Exons: 15
Coding region: 1-1452 (483 amino acids)
Biological process (GO): mitochondrial calcium ion homeostasis; calcium import into the mitochondrion
Cellular component (GO): uniplex complex
Molecular function (GO): calcium ion binding
Source: RefSeq, a predicted model, not a curated record